AAAUGAAAGAAAUUACAAGCUUCAAGUUGAAGAUGAUUAUGGUCCUAAAAGAUUUAUGGGUAAAUGUCCUGAACGGCUACAUUUACAUUAGUGUUCUUCACGACUGUCAGGCCUUGAAUUACACUCCCCAGAAGCAAAAGUUUUGGAAGCAGCUGAUAUCUUAUUAACAACAAUUUAAUGGCUUGAACAAUGGCAGAAAUAAGUGGGUCUAUUGCAGCAGUUGAAUCAAGCGUGAUAGGUAUAAGUUCAACCAACUCUCCGCGAGCAAAGGCAUCAUCAAUGGAUCCAAAGAAUGUAGAUUGGUGUGAAGAAAGGAACAAGUCACUCCGAGCCAGAUACAUUUAUGCCAUAAUCUUCUUCAUAAUCAACCUUACUGCCUGGUUCAUUCGAGAUUAUGGACACAGUGUGUUCCCUCCACCCUACUAUAAAGAAGCUUGUGGAACCGCAGGACAUGAUUGUUUUCACACAUUGGGAGUUCUCCGUGUGAGUUUAGGAUGUUUCAUAUUUUUCUUUAUCAUGUUUCUUACCACAUUUAUUGCAAGAAAAUUAUAUGAAGCUUGCAGUAAAUGGCACUCAGGAUGGUGGAAGCUGAAGUUCUUCCUAUUGCUUGCAUCAAUGGUGGUACCCUUCUUCAUCCCUCCAGGUUUUAUUCACAUCUAUGGAGGAGUCGCGCGUGUCGGUGCAGGGAUUUUUCUGCUUCUGCAACUUAUAAGUGUAAUUGAGUUUAUCAGAUGGUGGAAUAAGUACUGGUCACCUGAUGAGCAAAAUAACCAAAGGAGCUGCUCCAUUGCAUUAUUUACCUCAACAGUGUUUUAUGGUGUUUCCAUAUGUGGAAUUGUGUCUAUGUACUAUUUUUACGCCCCAAGACCAGCAUGUUCUCUCAACAUAUUCUUCAUCACAUGGACUGCCCUUCUGCUCAUAGUUAUGAUGGUUAUAUCCUUGCAUUCAAAGGUUAAUAGAGGUCUAUUAUCUUCAGGAAUUAUGGCUUCUUAUGUUGUUUUCCUCUGUUGGUCUGCCAUUAGAAGUGAACCAGUUGAUGAAAAAUGUAAUGUACAAAAGCCAGAUAACGGGAAAUUCGAUUGGACCACCAUACUUGGGUUUCUGAUUGCAAUAGGUGCUAUUGUCAUGGCAACCUUUUCAACAGGGAUUGACUCCAAAUCAUUUCAGUUUAACAAAAACAACGUUAAACUAGAGGAUGAUAUAAGUUACAACUAUGGAUUUUUCCACAUGAUAUUCUCUUUGGGGGCCAUGUACUUUGCAAUGUUAUUCAUCAGUUGGAAUUUGAAAGACUCAGCAACCGAAUGGAGCAUUGAUGUUGGUUGGGCAAGUGCAGGCGUUAAAAUCAUCAACGAGUGGGUGGCAGCCACCAUAUACACGUGGAAGUUGGUUAGCCCCGUUGUGAAGCAAUAUAGGGUAGUGAACAAUGAGCAGACCAUGCAGCCAUGAUUUUGUUCUGCUAUUAAAGAAAAUUAUAUCAAAUUUAAAAUUAUUACGAUUUA
Messenger RNA from Gossypium arboreum, 1499 nucleotides. RefSeq lists its product as uncharacterized. The record is from RefSeq and is a predicted model, not a curated record. The coding region runs from base 190 to 1446 and encodes 418 amino acids. Gene Ontology annotation, cellular component: membrane. The transcript is spliced from 13 exons. Lineage: Eukaryota; Viridiplantae; Streptophyta; Magnoliopsida; Malvales; Malvaceae.